AUGGAUCUCUCAGUGAUUGCUGCUGAGGAUAUACAGAAUGUGCUCUCAGCUAUGCAGAAGAACUUGGAGUGCCCAAUAUGCCUGGAUGUGGUGCAAGAGCCAGUGUCAACAAGAUGUGAUCACAUGUUCUGCAGUUUCUGCAUGUUCAAGCUUCUCAGCAAAAACAAGAAAGGUGUGGUACAGUGUCCUCUGUGUAAGGCUGAAGUUACCAAGAGAAGUCUGAAAGCAAAUUCCAGAUUUAAGCAACUAGUUGAAGGAUUGUUGGAAACUAUCCAUGCUUUUGAGUUGGACUCUGGAGUGAAGUUUUUAAAGAGUCAUCACUUUCCUAAAACAUCCACAGAAGCCACUGCUGAUGAGUUCCUGUAUAAAGAAAGUUCUGUCAUCCAAAGUAAAGGCUUCAGGAGCAGGAAAAAACGUGAUAAAGAAAAUGGGCAAGAAAACUGCACCUUGGUAAUUGCUAAUGUGAGCGCUCAGCUUGUAGAUACCAAGGUCAAAAGGUGUUGCCUAAGAAACAAACCCCAGAAAUGUGAUGCUCAGAAAGGGAUUUAUGUGGAGCUUGACUCUGAAUCGUCUGAAGAGUUUUUUGAACUGGAAAGCAAAACUAGGUCUGAAGACAAAGCAGUGGUUCAUAUUUCUUCCCAAGAAAAACUAGAAGAACUUGAGAGUACUAAGAAGGGGAAUGAAAAUUCUUGUAAUGCACAGCCUGACAAGCUGUGUGCCAAAGAAAGAUCACUACCAAGUGUUGUAGGUGAAAGUGAUUUCUUGAAGGAAGGCUUGAGCAAAAAGAGCCCUCAGAGCAUUGCUGACUGUGCCAAACCUGAACAAGUGAAUACGACUGAAUGCCAGAGCUCUCCUUUAAGUGUUCUUGCUGUAGACCUCCUCCCAGAGCGAUGUGACAGAAUGGGUAAUGCCAGUCCCAUAGUGAACAGGGACGCAUCAUUCUUGAACACAGAAGCAAUGGAUGAAGAGCAAACUCAGUACAAAGAGUUUCUCUUAAGAAAGAGUUCAGAGAGCAGGCUGGAUAAAAGCAAGGAGAUAGCUACUGUUGUACAAAGUGUGGAAGCUGUGGAAAUGCAUGAAUCUGAGAAUGACUCUUUCCAUGAAAAAGAACCUCCUUUGGAGAAGCUGGUUCAGCCAGAGACACUUCAGUGUGCCACCCUGGAUUUAGUCUCCAGGAAGAGGCUGAAGCAGAGCAUUCAGAAAGUCAAUGAAUGGUUUUCAAAAAGUAAUGAGAUUGUUUCUUCCCAUUCUUCCCUGGAUAGUUCUGCUGGAGCAACUGAUAUAUCAGGUGAAGGAGAUGGGUGUUUAUCAGAUAAAGAAUCUUGUGUUUCUGAAAAGACUGACCCUAUGGUAGAUUCCAUGGAAAUUACAGCAGUUGAAGGAAACAAGAGAGGGUCAAAACAAACAGCAGAUAGCAUCAAGGACAAAAUAUUUGGAAAAACGUACAAGAGAGAGAGGAAAUCAAAUCCUCCUUAUACCUUGAGAGACAUUUUACCUGCCACACCAAAGGAAAAUGUGGCUACUGCCACAAAGCAAAGACAGACAGAGUCUUCCUUUGCUUCCAGCAAAGACAGACUCAAACGCAAAAGGAAGACUGCCAGUGUCCUGCAACCUGAGGAUUUCAUCAAGAGAACUGAGGCAGGAGAGGCAGAUAGGGGCCUUCAAGGUGUUAACAGGGAGCCUGGAGAUGCUGAAAGGGAAAGUCUUGCUGUUGAUGAGAGUCACCUCCCUCAGAUUAGAGCGGAUAAAACACCAACAGAACUCGAGGAAGGAGGAUCCACAUCGAACAAAGCUAUUGAAGAGGUGGCUGGAAGGGACCUAGAAAUGUAUACCUAUGAUCAGAAAAGUAUUAGAAAGAGAAGUUCUGCAGCAAAAAGGUGCAGACGUUCUACUAGAACCAUGUGUGCUCUACAGUUAGUGGCGGAUAGAACCUCUGUUUCCCCCGAUCCAGCUGAGCCACAGAUUGAUAGCUAUCCGAGCAGUGGAGAGCCCAAGAAAGUUGAUUCUGAGCAAAAGCAAGUCAGGCACAGCAGGAGGCUUCAGUUACUUGCUGAAGAAAUGAGAAAAGAAACAGGAAAAAGAGGGGUAGUAAAGGGUGCAAGAAAGAAUGGCAGUGAUCAUGGAGGGUCUGUCUUUGGAGACCAAAGCAAUGUUGUAACCUACACUUCUGAAUGCAAACACUUGUGUGAGCCUCAGGAUGUGUUGAGUUACCAGCCAGUCACUGACCUGAAGGAAGGUGAUCUGGAAGCAAAUGGAAUGCAGGUUAGUGUAAGGAAUUUCUCUGACUCUACAGAAACUGGAAAAAAUCUCUUCAAUCCUGCAUGUCAGCCUUCAAACUGUGGUUCCUUUGCACCUGAUGCAGCUUCUCAAGAGAGUGAAAUACGAGACAGUCCUAUCCUCCAACAGCCUCCUUCAGUGCCUGCUGUGCAAACUGCUUCCCAACAGACUGCGUCACCUACUGCUUCUCCCCAGGAGUGUGAGCAGGACUCACAAAGUGUUUCAGGUGACUUCAGAACUGAAAAGUUGCCAAUGGCUAAAAAUGUUUUGGAUUUGACCAAGGAAGCUGAGGAUAGUGAAUUAGAUACACAGUAUCUGCGAAAUACAUUUAGGCAUUCAAAACGCUUAUCCUUUAGCCUUUAUCAGGCUCCCAGGCAAGCACAUGCAGAGGAAGGUGCUGCUUCUGAAACUCUAAACCUGUCAUGUGCUGCUCAGGUAGGAAAUAAGCAUCACAAACAUUUACACCCCAAAGACUUGCAAGAAGACAAAACUGCUGAAAGCUUGAGCAGGGCUUGUGAGAAAGAGAGGCUGAAGACCUGUGAGUCUGCCUGUGUUGGUCCUGUGACUUGCUUUGCCAUCAGCACAGGAGAACACAGAGAUAUUUCACAGUCUGUGAAGAAAGGGACUCUGACACCAGUGAGAGCAGGGACUGCUAGGAUUGAGGACAAAAUGGGAUUGCUAAAAGGAAAGCAGGACAAUGAAAAGCCAGUGUCAGCUGAUGUAGGUAUAGAGGGUGACCUGAGACAGACUCUGAUCAAACCUAAUAGCAGCCAAGAUGAGCAGAGUAACACAAAAGAGCACAAUUCCAAAGAAACUGAUUUAAACACACACCAUGAAAUAGGCUGCAGUUCAAGAAGCAAUCACGAGGGAAAGACCAAAGUUGUUGGUGGCAAAGGACCAGUACUACAUCUUCAAUCCAGAUCAAACAUUUGUCCUGCAACUUGUCAGCAAAGCCCUGCUGAAUUCAGCUGUGAAGUCACUGAGGGACAAGGUAGCAAGAGAGAAAGAAAACGAGUAAAAGGGAGUGAAGAACAAGCAACCCAAACUGCUAGCACAGCAGUGCCUGAGUGUUUGGUUGCAGAAGCUCUAGGAGAACCUCUUAGAGGGAACAGUGAUUUUACAGGUUUGUCUGAAACCCCUGAUGGCUUACUGAGCUCUUCUAAUGAUGUUGAAGAGAACACCAGCUUUGGUGAAACCGAUAGGAGAGAGCAAUCUGCAGUGUUUGUAAAAGGAAGUGACAAUGCCCUGGUGAAAGAACUGCCCAAUAGAAAUGUUAAUUCUAAGCCAAGAUCUCAAGGCAUUCAAAAGUCUCGAAGACGAGUGCAGAAACUGCCAUCUUCAGAUGAAGAAUCCAGUGAAGAUGAAGACUUCCCAUGUUUUCAGACAUUAAUAUUUGGCAAAUCAGUGAGCACACCUGUGCAGGUCCACAAACAAGUGACAUCUGUGGUAGAGUCUUCAGCGAGUCCCAUCAUGUGGCCCAACAGUGGAAGUAACGAUGACAAUGUUAUGCAGAAAAUGCCUGAAGCUGCUGUAAGUACUGGGUGUGUUUCACCAAGCCAGGAGUCGCAAUGCUCUGUCAACUUGUUUUCUUCCCAGUCCAAUGUGUCUGAAGAACUAGUUAAUGGAGCACAGGAGCCAAAGAAACUUUUACUGCUAGUUCAUGCAUCCAAACAAGUCAGCAAUGUGAAUGAGAGUGAAGAAGCUUUUCAGAGUAGUAAUGGAAGGAUGAAGAGAACCAAAACUAACUCCAAAGAUGAAUGCCAAGAUGACCCAAACAUGGGAGCAAACCAAGGAGAAGCAUCUGGGUAUGACAGUGAAACAAGUAUUGUAGAAGACUCAUGUGAUCCAUUCUCUCAGGGUGAGAUCCUUACUACACAGCAGAAGAAUGCUAUGCAACAUAGCCUAAAGAAGCUUCAGCAAGAAAUGGCUGUGCUUGAAGCAGUGCUAAAGCAGCAUGGAAGUGAGGACUGUGAGAUUUUACCUGUCCAUGGGGAACUGCCACAUUCCAGUAGUGAAGAAACACAUGGAAUGGAACAAAUGAGACGAGAAAGAGAAAGAUCUCCAGAAUUGUCGCUUCUAUAUCCUGAAUCCUGUUUGUUGAAGAGACCAGAAAUGGAGUGUGAGAGUGUUCGAAAGAACAAAGUUCCUUCUCAAAAGACAAAACCUGUGCCGGAAUACAGGCAGUGCCAGCUGGAAGCAGAAAACACAGAGGAGCAGAAAUCUGGAACCAGGCACAACAGUGCAUCUGUCUCAUCGGAUCUGUCUGGAAAUGGGAUCAAGAACCCAAAUAACUCUUCCUCCUCUGGAAGUCUUCUUAACCCUCAAACUGCAGAAGCCACAAAUGGGUCUGUUGUUGCUCAAAACACUAAUAAAACCUGUGACCCAGGACACAAAUGGAAAAGUGCAUGUUUUCCGGUACAUGUUCUGCACGAUACAGCUGGGAAAGGAAAACCUAAAAGUCCAGCUGUGACUAAGAGGAAAGAAAUGUCAAUUGUGGCAUCAGGUCUGAAUCACAGUGAACAUUUGAUGGUCCAGAAGUUUGUGAGAAAAACUCAGAGCACUUUAUCCAAUCACAUCACUGAAGGAACAACCCAUGUCAUCAUGAAAACAGAUAAGGAGCUGGUGUGUGAACGGACACUGAAGUACUUCUUGGGUAUUGCAGGAGGAAAAUGGGUAGUUAGUUAUCUGUGGGUAAUUCAGUCUUUUAAAGAAGGAAGGAUACUGAAUGAGGAGAACUUCGAAGUUAGAGGAGAUGUAAUCAAUGGGCGAAACCACCAAGGUCCUAAGAGGGCUAGACAGUCUCUGACUGAAAAGAUCUUUAAAGACUUUGAGAUCUGUUGCUAUGGACCUUUCACUGAUAUGACUACAGAGCAUCUGGAGUGGAUGGUGGAGCUCUGUGGUGCCUCUGUCGUGAAGCAGCUUCAUCUGUUCACACACACAUCGAAUUCUACUGCUGUUGUAGUUGUGCAACCAGAUGCUUGGAAGGAAAACAUGGAUUAUACAGCAGUCCAGCAGCAGAACAGCGUUGCCAUGGUGACUCGGGAGUGGGUCUUGGACAGUGUGGCUUGCUAUGAGUGCCAGAAGUUGGAUGCUUACCUCGUGUCCUAA
Messenger RNA from Acanthisitta chloris (rifleman), 5385 nucleotides. RefSeq names its product breast cancer 1, early onset (gene BRCA1). Gene Ontology annotation, biological process: positive regulation of transcription by RNA polymerase II; negative regulation of fatty acid biosynthetic process; chordate embryonic development. Bases 1 to 5385 code for a protein of 1794 amino acids. NCBI's taxonomy places the organism in Eukaryota, Metazoa, Chordata, Aves, Passeriformes, Acanthisittidae. Gene Ontology annotation, cellular component: BRCA1-BARD1 complex; nucleus; BRCA1-A complex. Gene Ontology annotation, molecular function: zinc ion binding; ubiquitin-protein transferase activity; DNA binding. The transcript has 21 exons. The record is from RefSeq and is a predicted model, not a curated record.